CAGUCGUUGAUCCGCAACUUCUGUCUCAUCUUAUCUUUUAUCCUCCUCCUUGUCGGAACUCUACAAAACCAGGAAAACAAUUUCAAAGAAGUAAACCGAAACCGAAGCUCUCGGGAACAGAAAGUCCGUCUCUUUCUUGGUUCAACACCAUCAGCUUCUGAACCAGAUUGCUCUGGGAUUUUGAGGAUCAAAAGCUUAUGGAGAGAGAGGUGGUCGACCUUUUCGAGGCAGCCAAGAAAGCGGCGGCAUCCGCGGCAGUCGAUGGCUUGUCGACUAACGGGCCGGAGGUGAUGCGAUGUGUUGAUGCGUUGAAACAGCUGAAGGCGUUCCCCAUCACAUAUGAUAUUCUUGUGUCCACACAGGUUGGAAAGCAGCUUCGACCUCUAACCAAGCAUCCCAAGCAAAAGAUCAAAAGUGUAGCUUCGGGAUUGCUUGAGCUGUGGAAAAAAAUAGUCAUUGAUGAGACAGCCAGAAAUAAGAAAAAUGGAAGCAUUGAUAAUAAUUCUUCCAGCAAAACUGACAGUGGAAGCACUGGUGCUGUAAAAGUUGAUAAGGUUCAGAAAACCAGUACGGUUAAGGUUGAAAAGUUGUCAACCAAUGAAGCUGUGAAAGUUGAGAGGAUAGGCAAGGAUGAUUCACCAAGACAUCGGAUUGUCUCAAAGGCAGAAACCAUCAAAGUUGAGAAGAACACUGCUAAUGGGAAUGUUGUCAUGGAUAAGAAGAUGGACCAUGAAAAGACAGUUAAGGUCGAAAAGAUUCCAAAGGAGGAGAACCAAGCUUCCAGUGGGAAAGCUCCCCCAAAGCUGUCAUCGUUGAUCAAAUGUAAUGAUGCUUUGCGCGAUAAAGUUCGAGAACUUCUUGUUGAGGCCUUAUCCAAAGUUUCCAGUGAAGCUGAUGAUUACAUGAGGGAUGAAAUAAAUGCAUGUGAUCCAAUUCGAGUUGCUGUCUCUGUAGAAUCUGCUAUGUUUGAGAAGCUGGGUCGAUCGAAUGGGUCUCAGAAAUUCAAGUACAGAUCUAUAAUGUUCAACAUCAAGGAUCCAAACAACCCAGAUUUGAGGAGAAAAGUGCUUCUUGGGCAUGUCAAGCCGGAGAGGUUGAUCUCCAUGACCCCAGAUGAGAUGGCAAGUGAUCAGAGGAAGCGUGAGAAUGACCAAAUCAAGGAGAAAGCUUUGUUCGAAUGUCAGCUUGCCGGCCAACCAAAGGCAACAACAGACCAAUUUAAAUGUGCUCGUUGUGGUCAGCGCAAGUGCACUUACUAUCAAAUGCAGACUAGAAGUGCAGAUGAACCUAUGACGACCUACGUCACAUGUGUAAACUGCAACAACCAUUGGAAAUUCUGCUAGAGUGAUUUAGUGUACCCUUACCAUCAGGUAGGAGAGAUAAUCCGUGAGGUGCCACCUUAUUUAUAUGAUUAUCUUUCGAUUUGGUGGUCAUCUAGAGGCAAUCCAUUUCAUUCAUAUGUAGUUGAUGUUGUAGUAGCGAUGUUCCAGCCUUGUUUUUUCUUUAUGUUAGGAUUAGCAGAGAAACAUUAUUGUUUAAACUAGCAGCAUUGUUUUAUUUAGAUUUUGUUACUUCUGUUAGGUCUUCUAAUAUGAGAAUUGAGAUGCUCAUCUUAUGCAA
Molecule: messenger RNA, 1620 nt
Organism: Tripterygium wilfordii
Lineage: Eukaryota; Viridiplantae; Streptophyta; Magnoliopsida; Celastrales; Celastraceae
Product: transcription elongation factor TFIIS-like
Exons: 3
Coding region: 198-1343 (381 amino acids)
Biological process (GO): DNA-templated transcription; transcription elongation by RNA polymerase II
Cellular component (GO): nucleus
Molecular function (GO): zinc ion binding; nucleic acid binding
Source: RefSeq, a predicted model, not a curated record